AUGGAGAGGGCCAUUGCUGCUCGGCCUUCGUCCGUCUUGCUGGAAGGCCUAGUCAAUCACCUUACGUUGCCCCCGCGUCUUCCGGGAAAACGAGAAGAGAAUCUCAUUCAAAUCGAGCAAGAGCUUCUCCUCCGCCUGCAGGACGCGGCACGCGCCCUACACCAACAGUCAAAUGACGGUUUGAGUGAUAUUUGGGAUCGUGUGCGUUAUAUUCUCGAAAUUUGUAAAACUACAAAUGCUCGCGGAAAGUUGGACAAGGCGCGGCUGUCUACCGAAUUUCAAACGCUCCGACUCGACAUCCCUCUGAUUUUACAUAUUGCAGAACAGAACGCGGGGCUUCUUGUUUGGCGUCAGCUUUCUGGUCAGGACGAUGUCGUUGUUUUCGAAUGCUUUGAAGCUUCCGCUAUCUCAGAGAAAGUACUUGCUUCCGAAAAUGCGUUGUUGUGGGAUUUCCCCGGGGAAGCUAUCGCUAUUCCAUAUGCGAAAUUUGCCAAUGCUGGAUUCCAAGAGAGCCUCGCUAGUUUUUUGGAGCAGGCCAGCACCGAGUCCAUUAAACGCUUUGCUGCUCGCGCCGCAAAAGCUGGUUCGUCUCUUGCCGAAUACCGAGACACUGUAGACCCGUCUAUCAUUAGCCAAAUGCUGAUGACUUUACUUGAAGCGAAUGGAGUUCGCGUUUUCCCUACAUUGUUAAGGAAACGGGUGCGCGACGAUGUUUGUUGGGCUGUUGGGGCAGAAAAGCCUUGGAGACGUUCUGCAUUCUGGCUCGUGGUUCGAAUUGGCAUUGAACGAUAUUUAUGCUCAGCUUGUGGUGAUGCAGUCAAAGUGGUCCUGAGUGAAGGGAAAGAAGGAGGUUGCAAUGGCGAAAAAGGCAGGGCUCACUACAAGUUUCUGCUUUGUGCCCUACUCUCCGACCUUUUACAGGACUCACUCGGUCAUAUCGCCCCGGAACUGUUGGAACUCUUGAAGCGAAAAUUAGCCCGGCGACUUUCGAAGCUACAGACGGACCAAAAUAAGGCUCCUGCCGAUGUUAAGCCUUUCUAUUCGAAAAUGUUCUCUGAUAUCUCCCCGAAAUUCCACGCAUCCAUUCGAAACGCGGUCGAACAUCUUGAAAAUGUCUGGUCGGAUAUCAAAGUUCGUACCAAGCGACCAAUCCCGAAUCUUCCACAUGUUGCAGACAAGAAGUCAUGCAUUCUGUCGCUUCCGAACAGUGCCAAAUAUCUGGAGCAAACAAUAUCGUAUCAUAAAAUGUGGCAUAACUCCUCAGCGCAUGAUCACCAGGCUAAAAUUUUUCAUAAAUUUGAAGUACCUGGGGACAAUCGCUUUAGAACUUUUGCUUCCCGUUAUUAUCGACUGACAGACCUUGAAGCGUCGAAUGCCGAGUUAUGUCUCAUGAGGCUCGAACAAAAGGAUGCGCAAAGUUCUCACUGCACUAAACUUGCGGCAAGAAUUGAAGAAUACCUCAAUACGGUGUCUGACGCCUAUAACAACAGCCCCGAACAGAAGAGUAACAUGAUACUUAGUGUUAUGAAGCUUUGGGUUGCCCUUGAUCAGUGUGCGACUGCUUUGUUUGGCUUACUGAACGAUUUCCAUCCUGGAAUAAGGCCUGAAAGCUUAGAUGUCUUACAGCUACCUACGCUGUCGGAAAUGAUACAUCUUCAAAGUGUACAGGAGUAUCUCCGGGGACGGUGCGAGAAAUCCUCUUACAUGACAAUCUUUGACGACCCCGUAAGUGGUUGUUUCGCUGAGAGGUACUAUGAUGAUUCGACGGAUUCCCAGAAACUGCAAGAACUUCACUUGGAAAUUGAGAUGAAUGCUCAGGCGGCCCUCCAACGAAAGGAAAUUGAAUGGCAGGAGUUAACUGCUGAAUUUGAAAAACUGGAGAAGGAUAUCGCAACCAGUAAAUGUGCGGUUAUGACAGAUGUUAAUGGGGCAAUCCUCCACGAUGACAAACGUUGCCGAAAAUGCUAUCUUCAGCGUUGCUCUAGGCGCAUGAAAAUUCGGGCCCAUGAAGAUCCACUUCCGAACAAGGCUUCCGAAGCAAAAGCUGUUAUAUUUGAGCUAGCCUGUCCCGGUUCUUUCAAAGCCUAUCGGAACGCAACAUGGACAUUACUUUGCACCCUUGCACUCCCGGAUCGAGCACCAGCGCCUGAGCCAAAAUUGUUACUUAGCGAGUAUUCUGAACUUCAAGGACAUACGAGCCAGGUCUCUAGAGACGUUUGCCUGGCAUCUCCGACGAAAUCAUUUCUAUUAACGCACUACAGUGAACUUCGUUUCCCGGUUGACUUCGAUGCGGUUUGCCAUCCAAAUGGGUUAAAGCUUGCAUAUUUUGAUACCUCAUCUAAGCUUUGGACCAGCAUGCAAUUUCGUAAAUCGACUUUUGACCACCAUUUUCAAAUGAAAUUACCACCCAAUUCGCCUUUUGCUUCUAUGGGGUUUUCUGUUGGUUCUACCAGUCCAUCUUCCUAUGAGGUUAUCGCAAGUCAAACGCAGUGUCCUCCAAGAUUGAAUAUCCAUGAAUUCAUGGCAUACAAGAGCCUUUUUUCUGGCAAUACCAGGCGGUGGCCUGCAAUCCUUGUUGAACUUGGCUCUGCGAACUUGAAUCUAAGCUCUGAGGCCACCACUUCUCUUAUCUCUCAACUAGCUGUCCAAGCAGGUUCUGCUGAUGAGAGAGAUCACCUUCGCACGGCCCACAAGAUUUUCCGUGAUAUGUCAUUUUGUUGUCGACUAAUGGAGCAAGUAUCUCAGCGACUGGAUAACAUAGCUUCGAAUUGGAGGGAAGUCCAUUGUAUGGACAUGCUCCUAACGCUUAUUCUUAGACUUUGCGCCCUUGCCCCCCGUUCUCUACAUCGGAGAACUAUAAAUCUGCUUGGCAUAUCUAAGUCAAUUCUCUUAAAAUGGAUUGUACAACUUCGAAAUGAAGUACAUCAAUCGACAGAUGCUGCUGCCGCGGAACGGUUCGCUGGUUACUCUUUCUGGGCAGCAUUGCUUUAUAGGAGGACCUUUUCUGUUUACUGUGAAUCUUUCGAAUCCCGUCCAUUAGGGGAGGAUCAGCUCCGUUACUUCAUUGAAGCUUCUAUCACAAUGCAAGACAACGCUCCAAGCAAUCUCGACGAUUUACCGCUGCUGACAAGGAAUGCCCUUAUCAGGGAUCUAAAAUUGGCACAUAAAAUGAGAUCUUUGCUUCGGGAGUCACUCAUGGAAACGCCGGGGGCAUUUUACUCGGCAAUUGACGCCCUCUGGCCACAACCUGAAGGCGCUACCCCUCGGCAGUAUUCUGAUCUUGAACACUUAGACAAUCCUCACGGAUGGGUGCGUGUAAUAGUCCCUCCCUCAGAAAUUUCAAGACAACAAGCGAUAUACUAUCAUCUACUCGAAGGUCAUUUGAUAGUGGAUGGUCAACCCCUUGGUAAAUUACCUGCUAAGCACAGAGACUCCCCCGUGCUCGAGCAGUUGUUUGGCAAACAAAGGCUGCUCUUUUAUCCAUCUCCAAUUAUUGGAAUGACGUAUAAACUCGCAUUUUUGAUGGAAGGACAUGAGAUUCACCUCGGCUUUCGUGACGGACAACCCAUAGUUCAAGCACGGAUACGAAAAGCCAUUCUUGAAUUCAUACCGCCCGAUAUCUUUGGAGAUCCGAAAAAUUUUGAUUUACCCGGUUCACUUGUGAUUGGCUGCGUCCACUGGCUAGACUUGAAGACUGGCGUGAUGGAAAUAAGAAGACGACCAGAUAUAUGGAAAUCAAAAUCGAGCAAUUGGCGCCUUGAUACCGUCGCUCGUGAAGCAUGGCGGAAUCGAAAACCCUGGAGCCCGGGUAGCGUACUUAUCGACCCUCACAGCCGGUUGUUCAAACUCAUCGCCCGGAUAUUUGACCAUUUUGAAUACCGCACCGGUUUGACUGUGUUUCAGCCACCGCGUUGGAAACUAUCGGUUGAACUGCGGCGCCUAGAGUUGUCUUUUUAUGUUAAUACCAGCGGUUUACUCCACUGUCGAGAACUACAAGCGGAGGUGGACCCCAAUCAGGAUGCCGGAACGUGGUACGGUUUAGAAAGUAAACUCAUCCUCCGCUGUGUCUUCAAUCCUUCGCGUCGCUCCAUUCUCGUCCCCAUGGGAAAAGUGCAAGCCACGCGCGACGGUUAUCUUGUCAGUCUCAGAGUCGAAAAUGAAGGGAACUACGGUAGGUUCACCAUCAAUAGCGUGCUGGGGCGACUUGACUGCCCAGCUGAGCCUUUGCUGCUGUACCAGAAGGCGCAAUUUCAUGCUUACACCUCUUUUGCCCUACCUGACCCUCUUACCGGGCGUACUGGCACAGAAGAGGCAAUUCACUGCCUACGUUCGGCUUUCUGUCAGCCAUGGACUACCCUAAAUGCAGGCCCGAUCAGCACUUUGGAAGCCAUUUCAAAACUGAUUCCAAAACGAGUUUACUACCCAAGCGGCUUAAAAACUAUGCAGCAGGUGACUUGGGAUCCAAAUUUGACAGUAUCGAUGCAGCACGACGGAUUCUGGCCUGUCAUCGAAGGCAUUAUCGAAAAGGCAAAGACUCUUGUAUCCUUUUCGCUUAAAGGAGAAGUUGAUAUGCUUAAUUUAGAAUUUCCAGGAGACCCCUUUUUGUUGAAACGCGCAUACUGGAGACGGAAUUUGUAUCAACGCGCUGAUUCUGGCUUCCCGCAGCUGAAUCCACCAGCGGAUUUACAGUACGAAGCACGGCAUCGAUUUACCAAAAGUAUUGCCCGUUUGAAUGUUUUUGAGACUGUUACCUUGAUUAAAAAUUGGUCGCCGGAUAUGUGUGCACCGAUUGAUUUGGCUACUACUUUUGAGAAAUGGCCAAACAUCGGAGGCUUUUCCGCAACAUUUGAUAAGGUCCUGCUCUCGGACCUACUUGAUAUUCAAUUCGACACACUUUGGGGAUCUCUCGUUGAUCUCUGUCGCAAGGCUAGCCCAGAAGAAACAUAUCGCCUAAUGUUUGUAUUUGGCACAGUGUCGUUUAGGGCGGAUGUUGAUACGGAUCUUAUUCGAACACUGCUAGCGUUUGCGAUCAUUGAGAGUCUGAAAAAUCUCGAACCUCCGCAGUGGCCGUCUUACAUGAAUUUCCGCUUCAGGCAGCUUCCAACCGUGCCUUAUCUCAAGGAGUUGAUUAAACACUGUUGUGUGAAGUAUGAAGGAGACGAACGCAGCCUUUUCAAUGUUAGCUAUAAAACACGGCGCAAACUCCAGGCAAACCAGCAAGCACAUGAGUCUCAGGUUGAGAAUGACUGCACAUUUCUUACCCGAACUUCUCAUUGCACAAUGGCCUUGCCCUGA
Molecule: messenger RNA, 5295 nt
Organism: Uncinocarpus reesii 1704
Lineage: Eukaryota; Fungi; Ascomycota; Eurotiomycetes; Onygenales; Onygenaceae
Exons: 2
Coding region: 1-5295 (1764 amino acids)
Source: RefSeq, a predicted model, not a curated record